Molecule: messenger RNA, 1791 nt
Organism: Prorocentrum cordatum
Lineage: Eukaryota; Dinophyceae; Prorocentrales; Prorocentraceae
Source: the annotation of a GenBank genome assembly
GUUCAACUUUCACUUGACUGCGAGCCAAACAGAGCACCGAGAGCAGAACACAAGCUCCAGGUGACGACGCUCAGGGAGUGCACCGGAAGGUAGAGGGCGACUGACCUCAGCGCCGCAUGGCCCAAGGGAAGAAAGCGAAGGGGAGGUCGGAACUGAGGACGUGAUCCUACUUCCCGCGCCAGGGGACGAAGGUCCACUGGAAUUACCAGACCUCUCCGUGCCAGCGCUCCCACAUGAAGCAGACGAGGCCGAAGAACGAGAUGAGGAGUAGGACGAACGAGAACGGUGACGACGAUCAUUGCUACCAGUUUCAUUUUGAAUUCUGCUCUCAUGCAAGGAUGACGUACAGGCGUGACGGCACACAGCGAGCAAACGCUCGAUGUCUACGGACUCAGGUAACCCCGCUGCAGACGAGUCUCCACUACCAGCACCAACCUGAUCAGAAGGGCGUGACGAGCGUGAGGGCAUAGAGGACAAGGAUCCCGAGCGUGACCGUCAUCAUCAUGAAAUCAUGAACGCCACGUGUUCGUCAACGCCUGGGCUGUGUGACCUAGGCGACGUGCUCAGCCGCGAGGGUCGGCGUGACCUCAAAGGCCGCGAGGGCAGCGAAUUGCGGUGCGAUCACGUACUGCCCGCCGUCCCCAGGCUCGAUCUUGCAGAGGAGGCGGCAGUCGACAUCACUGCAGAUCAGAUACAUGUGCCCACGGUUCGGCUGGUUCCCAACUUGCAGCCCUCGCGCAUCAGCUGGGUGUUCUGCAUGUGGGUCAGCGUGACCUUCAACAGCUGGCCAAAGACGCGGUUGGCCUGUCGGAUGUUCCCCGGGGUGUCUGGCUUUGCCAUCACGGGGUGCCUCUGGUUUGCGGGACCCGUCCACUGCAGACCCUCGCCCCUGGCCUUCGUCAGGAUCCCCUUCGCGAGGUCGGCGUUCGGGAACGUGUACAAAGUGUUGAAGUUGGAGCUUCGGAUGCGGCAUUCCUUGCGGACGCCCUCCUGCAAUUUGCUCGGCACAGUGGCGCCAUGGGCGUGCAGCACAGGCCCGGUGACCAGCUGCGGGAACACCAUCACCCAGAUCUUGCAUGGGAUGGCCUGCGGGAAGCGGUCGGACCCGUCGGAGGACGCCGCCGAACCAACGCGAGUGCCGGCUGGUGGAGCAUUAGGCACGGCCGGGGGCGCCUCCAGCUUGCCGAGGCGCUCGUCGACAUCCUUCAGCAACUCAGGGUUCUCGUGGACUGUCGGUGCUGCCGUCCGCGGGGGGAGCGGCGAUACGGGCCUCGAGGUCGUCCAUUCGCUGCCCAAGGGUCGUGAAUUUUGUCUGCAUGCCCAGGACGGCCGCGAUCGCCAAUUGCACGUGGGCCAGCUGGUGGGAGCGUGCCUGCAAGGAACCAUUGAUGGUCCUCAAGAUCGAGGGCACGUCGUCACCAGGGAGCUCCCCCACCUUGGCAGCCUUCGGUGGACGCCUUCCGCCACCAGCUUUGCCAAGGGCCCCGUUGGAACGGUCCCACCAGGAGUAGCGCCAGCAGCAGCAGCAGCAGCAGUUUCCGCCAUCUUCGGCUGAUACCAAGGUUCGCACUCCACCCAAAAGUCGGUUCCCUGAUGCAGUCAAGGCUGGCGUGGCCAGCAGGAAGUGACAGGGUGUAGGUGGUGCGACAUGAAAGUGAGAAGUACUGUCCGCAUGGGCACGACACCCACGAAUGCCCACGCGCAGGGUUGCCAGCUCGAGCCAAAAUGGCUGCGGAUAGGUGGGAGGCGGGAGGUGCGAGGUGGGGGAAGGCAGGAGGACGUGGGGCGUCG